AUGCCUCCAGAACUAGUACGUGCGCCGUCGCAAGGAAGCAUCGUGUCGCAGACGACUCAGCAGAUGGGUCCUCAUAGCCGUCCAGGGACGGCUGAUCCUAUGCGCGCUCGAUCCGAAACCAUUUCUCGAGCUGUUCGUCGACCUCGCUCGAGAGGGUCGACUGCUAGCAUUCAUUCAAGCACAACACAACAAACCCAGGACCAACAUCUCGAUGCGUUCCCUCAAUUCAUGCCCUCCCAGGUCGGAGGAGGCCAACAUGUCUUUGGUGCCAACCCGGAAGAUAUGCUGAUGCGAUUUGGACAUCAGCUGUCACAUCAACCCAACGGCGCGUCACUAGACCCAAGCGUGCGGGAUGCUCAUUCAAUGGCUUCCCGACCGGACGAUUUCUCUACCCAUGCCAUGCAUGCUCAUACACUGUCGCACCACUCAUUACCGCCAGACAUGCCGCACAGUGCGAUGUCUGCCGUAGGAGUUCCGCAGUAUCAAGCCAUAGGCAUCGGAAGCCGGGGGAAAAAGAAAAGAGGAUCCAGCUCAACGCUUGCAAAUGAUAACGAGUUGCGGAAACUGCUUCGCCAAUAUGAGGGCUACAGCUUGAAACAGAUGGCUGCCGAGGUCAUGAAACAUGAAGGUGCUGGGGGAAAGGCAGAGAAGGUGAAACAAGUAUUCGCCAUGAUCUGGCUACGAGAGAACUGCCGGAAGAGCAAUGGCUCGGUACGACGAGAUAGGGUGUAUUGCUGCUAUGCAGAGAAGUGUGGAACAGAGCGAGUGUCGGUUUUGAAUCCGGCUUCAUUUGGCAAAUUGGUCCGCAUCAUCUUCCCCAAUGUUCAGACACGUCGCCUUGGUGUGCGGGGUGAGUCCAAGUACCACUAUGUCGAUUUGUCGGUCAUCGAGGAAAAGCAACAAAGGCCCGUCCCUCUCAACCCACAAGUUGCUCCGAAUCCCCACCCAGUCCCGACCAGUGUCCCUGAGAGGCCUGACAGUGGCAUGCGUUCAAGGAGCAUUAGCAUUCCCCAGCCCACAGCCGACACAGCAGUCUUCCCAUCACCGACUACCUCAUUCGCACCCCGAUUCCCUACUAAUACUCCUGCCACUGGCUGCAACUGUCAAGGCCAAUCACCCUCUGGCCCCGAUGCUCCAAUCACCACCCAAAAUGUCUCUCAGCAAGCCGGAAAAAUAAUUCAUCAAAUGCUUCAGUUCCCAACAGACGAGGUCCCUGGAAUUGACAACGAAUCUCUUGUCCUCCCCGAUAUUCGCGGCUAUCUCCCAGUCAACACAGACCCAAAGGUUGCCGAAGCCCUUGCCGCUCUCUACCGAUCGCACUGUAUUUCGGUGAUUGAUAGUUUCCGAUUCUGCAAAGAACGAAACCUCUUGAAAUACUUCUCUGCUUUCCACGGCACCUUGACUGUGCCGGUGCAAAAACUCCUCACCCACCCAAACCUUGCCCCUUGGAUCAAGGAAUGCGAUUGGUUGAUGUACCAAAAGAUGAUUGCCUUUGUGGCCCCUCUUACGACCCAGGUGGUCCCCAAACUUGUCUUGGAUGCAUUCCGCUCUAUCUCGCAGCGUCUUUGCGGGCAUAUCGCAGAGACCUUCAAGGCGCAACCCUCACAUGUGUCUAUCGCACGACUGGUUCCUGCUCACAUAUUUUGCAAUCUCCUCAAGCACAUGCUUGAUGUGAACCAGGCCGCCAAUGCGGCUGCUGCUUGGCUCUGCCAUCCUGAUAAUCGCAACCAGAUGUGGUACGAUUUCAAAUCCCUUGUUGACCCCAGGGACAUGAUUCUCAAGGCCAACAUUCCCACUUGUGCCGAACAAGCCACGGAGCAAAUUUUGAAACACGACGUUCGUGCACUUCUCACACCGCUCAAUAAUUCCGAUGCCUCAACUGGUCUUCCCUUCUUCUCUCAACCGGAUGGUCCUGAGGCCAUCGAGGCUCACCAGUUCCCCGUGGAGACUUCGACUGGUGACGAUUACAAUUUCCCUGAUAAAUGGAUUUCAUUCAUCCUGAAUCUGCCUUUGGCUUUCUCCCACCACAGCACUCACUGCGUGAUUGAGAAAAUCGAUGCCCUCUGGGACUCUAUACUUCACCGCCUUACCCUAGGUGGAGCCGCAAGCUUCAGUGCUUGGUGGAUGACCAAGGUGUUCUUCCACGAGAUGAUGGUCUGGCAAGCGGAAAAAGGGGGUUUCAUGAGAAAUACCCCUGGCUCUUUGCAGAGCAUGACUUACGGGUCAGAGCAGGCCUCUAUGGGAAGUUUUCAGCUGAAGCAGAAUGCAGUUCCUGAACCCCCCACCUUCCAGACUGUUCGUGGUGCUCAUUCCAAAACGAAUACUAGUGCAUCCCCGGAUCUUCGUGGGACACGGGAUCAGACUGUUGACGAGGAACCUGAUACCAAGCAUGUCCCUUCUGCCAAAGAGCUGGCUCUCGCAGAUGUGGGGUUUCAAGCCCCGAACAAUGACGACAGCGCGAUUGAUUUGGAAGACGACCCCAUGUUGAUGGCAGUAGGUAAAUAUGGAGAUAUGAUGGCUUCCGACCCUGCCGAUGCCGAGGGCGAUGUGAUAGUCAUCUAG
Molecule: messenger RNA, 2562 nt
Organism: Penicillium subrubescens
Lineage: Eukaryota; Fungi; Ascomycota; Eurotiomycetes; Eurotiales; Aspergillaceae
Product: RFX family transcription factor
Exons: 5
Coding region: 1-2562 (853 amino acids)
Biological process (GO): regulation of transcription by RNA polymerase II
Molecular function (GO): DNA-binding transcription factor activity, RNA polymerase II-specific; RNA polymerase II cis-regulatory region sequence-specific DNA binding
Source: RefSeq, a predicted model, not a curated record